Elaeis guineensis (African oil palm) is the source of this 1255-nucleotide messenger RNA. The record is from RefSeq and is a predicted model, not a curated record. NCBI's taxonomy places the organism in Eukaryota, Viridiplantae, Streptophyta, Magnoliopsida, Arecales, Arecaceae.
UUUUUUUUGUUACAGAAUCUAAUAUUCUCUUCUAAAAUCCACUCGUAUGAUGCCUAACUAUUUUUCCCUCAUAUUUCUCGGGCGGAAAACGAACACUGAUUUGUAGGCUGUAGCCCCCAGAACGGGACACGAUCCGAUCUCAACCCUUACACUCUCUCUCUCCCACAUUCUCAGUGUAAAAAUAGUACAACAAUUCUCCAGAAACCCACAAAACCCUAAUCUCAUUCGCGAUAUGAAUCCCAAGCAAAUGCCACCGGAGACCGAUCGCCCGGCGCCGGCAGCGGCGGUAGCAGCUGCGCAGGCGAUCCAGCCUUCCUCCCCACGCUUCUUCUUCUCGGCCACCGCGGCAGCGAGCCCGGGCUCGCACCGCCGGAUCGCGAUAGCCGUCGACCUGAGCGACGAAAGCGCUUACGCCGUACGGUGGGCGGUCCAGAACUACCUCCGCCCCGGCGACGCCGUGAUCCUCCUCCACGUCCGCCCCACCAGCGUCCUCUACGGCGCUGACUGGGGCUCGAUCGACCAAUCGGUCUCCGCCGUGGCUGCGGCCCCCGCCAAGGACCCCGACUCCGACGAGUCGCAGCAGAAAAUGGAGGACGACUUCGACGCCUUCACGACCACCAAAGCCCAGGACCUGGCGCAGCCCCUCGUGGAGGCGCAGAUCCCCUUCAAGAUCCACAUCGUCAAGGACCACGACAUGAAGGAGAGGCUCUGCCUCGAGGUGGAGAGGCUCGGCCUUAGCGCCGUCAUCAUGGGGAGCAGGGGUUUCGGUGCCUCAAGGAGGAGCAGCAAGAGCCGGCUAGGGAGUGUCAGUGACUACUGUGUCCACCAUUGUGUGUGCCCUGUGGUCGUGGUACGUUACCCCGACGAUGGGACUGGUGCGGGAUCACGGACGAGGAGAUCGUUAGUGGACUGUGGUAAUGGGACCACAGGGAAGGAUUCGGAGCUGCAACCGGUGCCGGAGGAGGAGCAUGAGCGCCCUGGUGCCUCUGAAGAUGCUUGAAGAAUAUUUAUCCUGUGGCAUGGUCCUUAUAAUUUCAGGUAAAAUGACCAGCCGCCAAUGGCAGUAGGAAGCUGGUUGAAGCUUUUUGUAGCAGGGAUUCGCUGUGUGAUGUAAUAACGACAGUCUGACUGCUCCCUCUUGUUUGUUUCUCAACACCCUCUCAUAAUUUGAGUGAUUGUUGGGCACAUUGUAUCCUUUGAAUUUCUUGGAUUCUGGCAGUUCUUUGGAGUAAUUUAUGCUGUUUUAGUUGUUCCA